ACUAGCAAACAAUACAGUCAGAACAGCUAGAGGUGAUCCUAAGAACCGAAGGCCAAGAUGUCUGCUUAUGCCUUCUUUGCGCAGACAUGCAGAGAACCUGAGGUGAAAAAUCCAGAGGUCCCUGUCAAUUUUGCAGAAUUUUCCAAGAUGUGCUCUAAGAGGAAGACAAUGUCUGGGAAAGAGAAGUCUAAAUUUGAUGAAAUGGCAAAGACAGAUAAAGUGCGUUAUGAUCGGGAAAUGAAGGAUUAUGGACCAGCUAAGGGCAGCAAGGAGGAGGACCCUAAUAUCCCCAAAAGGCUACUAUCUGGAUUCUUCCUGUUCUGUUCAGAAUUCUGCCCCAAGAUCAAAUCUACAAACCCUGGUAUCUCUAAUGGAGAUGUGGCAAAGCUGGGUGAGAUGUGGAAUCACUUAAGUGACACUGAAAAGCAACCUUACAACGGUAAUGCAGAGAAGCUUAAGAAGUAUGAGAAGGAUGUCGCUGACUGUAAGUCUAAAGGAAAGCUUGACGGUGCAAAGGAUCCCAACACCCAACAAAGUUGCCCGGAAGGAAGUAGAAGAGGAAGAUGAAGAAGACAAGGAGGAUCAAGAGGAGAAGAUGGAGGAGGGGAGGAGGAGGAGGAGGAAUAAAAAAACCGUUGAUCUGUUAAAAAAAAAAAAGAAAAGA
Molecule: messenger RNA, 664 nt
Organism: Mustela lutreola (European mink)
Lineage: Eukaryota; Metazoa; Chordata; Mammalia; Carnivora; Mustelidae
Product: high mobility group protein B3-like
Exons: 1
Coding region: 58-567 (169 amino acids)
Biological process (GO): regulation of transcription by RNA polymerase II
Molecular function (GO): DNA binding, bending
Source: RefSeq, a predicted model, not a curated record